AUGGCCAAAGCCGAAAGUCAACGCGACGACCUUGUUUCUUCCAACGAAAAGCAAUUUAUCAUCAAUGCUAUUAACGAGGAGAGACGUAUAGACGGUCGUGGAAUUUUCGAUUACCGCGCUCUAAAAAUAUCCUUUGGAUCAAAAUGGGGAUCCGUUCAAGUCCAACUUGGACAAACUCGCGUUUUGUUUGUUGUGAGUUGCGAGGUGGUUCCGCCGCAUCCAGAUCGGCCCACCGAAGGCUUUUUCAAAUUCAAUAUUCAUUUUUCGCCCAUGGCUUCUCCGGCUUAUAGCGGCCGUCUGUCUGCUCAGGGAGUCGAGACUACCCGCCUCGUGGAACGCGGCCUGAGGGAGGGCGGUGCUAUAGAUACCGAAGCCUUGUGCAUCACUGCGGGAGAAAAAGUUUGGGUUGUAAGACUAGAUAUGCACGUACUUGACGACCAAGGCAAUAUCACUGACUGCUGCAGCAUUGGCGCCAUAACUGCACUGCAUCAUUUCCGUCGACCAGAUAUCACCAUCGCUGGGGGUACAGUGAUCGUACAUUCAACCAAAGAAAAGGAACCUGUAUCUCUGAGUAUCCAUCACAUGCCAAUCUGUGUCUCAUUUGGCAUUUUCGAUGCCGACCACUUGGUCGUCGAUCCAAGCUGGAAGGAAGAGAGGGUCAUGUCCGGUAAGCUUUCUGUCACCCUAAACACCCAGAACGAGCUCUGUGCCAUUCAGAAAGUAGGCGGAUUGGCUCUGUCAAAAAGCAGCAUUCUUCAAGCGACUAAAAUCGCUCAGGUCAAAGUCUUCGAGAUUUCCCAAACUAUCAUUCAAGCCCUAAACCAAUCUAAAGAAGAGAAGCUCCCGAGCGCUAGUUCGAUUCACGCGUUCGACACAGGAAUAGGACUAGAAAUGAUGUCUGCGAAACAUUCGGAAACCGAAGGACCAAUCAAUUCACAUUUGUCAAACUGGACCAAAAUUGACUGCGCAUUUCGAUUUCAUCACGACACUGAGUCCAUCGAAAUCAACAGUGAAUCCGUCGGGAGCGGAAUGCAUAAACUGCAGAAGGAACUUCAAACAGGUGACAUAGCCACUGAAUGGCGCCUGAACGAUGUAGACAGCCACGAAGAGUCUAUGGCAGACACAACAAACGUUCAUACACAAAAAAAGGCAGUGUACUUUGAACAUCUUGUGGCGGAAUUGAAUUCAGAUGAAGGCCAGCCCCGAAAUGCUGAUGACAGUAGCGAAGAAGAAGACGUUCGAAUAUUGUACUCUGAACAUAAAAAUUUAUAA
Molecule: messenger RNA, 1272 nt
Organism: Schistocerca gregaria
Lineage: Eukaryota; Metazoa; Arthropoda; Insecta; Orthoptera; Acrididae
Exons: 2
Coding region: 1-1272 (423 amino acids)
Biological process (GO): U1 snRNA 3'-end processing; nuclear mRNA surveillance; U5 snRNA 3'-end processing
Cellular component (GO): cytoplasmic exosome (RNase complex); nuclear exosome (RNase complex)
Source: RefSeq, a predicted model, not a curated record